UUAGCACUAGCUUUAGGCGACCUAGUGGAAACAAAACAAACAAAGAAAUGCUCAAUUCACUCUUGCACUUCAUCUCUUGAGGAUUUCUCGAAUUGUUGUAGAAGAAACAAACGGAGCAUCCCUAAACUAUUCAUAUUAAUUCUAGUGCCAGCGAUGGAAAGGUACACGUCAAUAAAUUGUGAAGAAUUUGUAAGGAUGGGUCUCAAUCCAUCAAGAAAGACAGGAGGGGGAAACGCUGAGGGUCACAACUUCUGGGCUAGCAAAGGAGCUGAUAAGGAUUUGAAGCAAAUAGACUCUAUAUUUCAGCGAUAUGCAGACAAGGACUCGCCUGAUGUUAUAGGCCCUGAAACAAUAGAAAGAUUGUGCAUGGAUCUGAAAAUUGAGAUAAUGGAUGUCAAACUCCUAAUGCUUGCUUGGAAGAUGCGAGCUGCACGGCAGGGAUAUUUUACAUUGGAGGAGUGGCACAGAGGCCUUCAAUCAUUGAAAGUCAAUACCAUUGAUAAGUUGAAGAAUUCACUUCCUGCAUUAGAGCAAGAGGUCAUGCGUUCACAAAGCUUCUGGGACUUUUAUACUUACUCUUUCCAGUACUGUCUGACAGAAGAUGGACAAAAAUAUCUGGACAUAGAAAGUGUCUGUGAGUUGCUGAAGCUGGUAUUAGGAAAUCGUAAUCCUGCUCAGGUUGAAUCUUUGAUAGAAUUUUUGAAGAAUCAGGAGGAUUGUAAAGCCAUUAUUCUUGACCAGUGGCAGUGUUUUCUAAGCUUUUUUGAUAAGAUCAAUUAUCCAAGCUUUGAUAAUUAUGAUUCAUCUGAUGCAUGGCCUUUGCUUUUGGAUGAUUAUGUUGAAUGGGCACAAAAGAGGCCGAGUUGAGACAAACACUACUUAGCACUAACCAGAUGCAUAUAUUGCUUUUGCUUCUGAAACUCGGUUAUAAAGAUUACUUAUGGGAAAUGACAUUUCUUUUUAAAAAUCUGUCAAUUGUCAUUUCCGGUUCUGAUGCUUGGUUCUCAGUUCUAACUAUUAAUCUAUUUUUCUCCAUAUUGGGACAGUAACUUGGGAUGAGAACAGUGUGGUGGUCCAUCUGAUGACUUGUUAUGUUCUAGCUUGUCAUAUAGAAAUCUUUCAAUAUUGUGAAAAUAAAGUAUUUGUAACUUAUGUACAUAAAAUUAAUAAGUAUAUAAAUAGAUUUAAUGAUUUUUCCUA
This is a messenger RNA of Cryptomeria japonica (Japanese cedar), 1200 nucleotides long. RefSeq lists its product as uncharacterized. The record is from RefSeq and is a predicted model, not a curated record. Gene Ontology annotation, molecular function: ubiquitin conjugating enzyme binding; cullin family protein binding; ubiquitin-like protein binding. Gene Ontology annotation, cellular component: ubiquitin ligase complex. Gene Ontology annotation, biological process: positive regulation of ubiquitin-protein transferase activity; protein neddylation. The transcript is spliced from 10 exons. Lineage: Eukaryota; Viridiplantae; Streptophyta; Pinopsida; Cupressales; Cupressaceae. The coding region runs from base 154 to 867 and encodes 237 amino acids.